AUGGUUCGCCCUAGUCUGGCUAUCCUCCUAGUGCUGGCACACGCAGUCUUUGGCACUGCCUACCGCUGGUUCAACUGGCAGUACGAGGUCACUUGCGAGUCUGACGCUUAUAUUGCUCCUGAUGAUGAGGAAGCCGUCGCAAAGUUCCUCCAUGAGCAGUUUGUUGAAGGCUCCCACAUCAAGGUCGUUGGAAAUGGGCAUGGGUUCGGUAAUCUUACCCAGUGUGUUGACCAAACUCUUACUAAGAAACAAUCCUACAUCGUUUCUCUCACCAACUUGAAGGAACUCCAUAUUCAUAAGAAUAAUAUGACUGUGACAUUCGGUGCUGGUUGGGAUGUCAAUGACCUUGCCGAAGAAUUGAAGGCCAACGACCUGUCCUUUAACAGCCUUGGUGUUGAGCGCGUUCAGAACUUCGUUGGUGCUGCAUCCACCGGGACUCACGGAUCCGGGUCUAGCAUGGGUAAUAUCGCCAGCCAAAUUAUUGGGCUCCGUGUGUUGGAUUCGCAAGGUAACCUACGAGUUAUCAACGAGAAAAAUAACGCGGAAGAAUUGAAAGCUUUUCGUAUCAGCCUUGGUGCUCUCGGUCUCAUCACUGAGAUGACUAUUAAGGUCAUACCUACCUACCGCGUGAAGAAGACUACCAAGGUCUUGAAUGCCACCUCCGACUACAGCAAGAUGUACAGCCAGAUUGCCGAACUGUACAAGGAGCAUGACCGCAUGACUGUUUGGGGUCCUCACUUCGACUGGAAUGCAGAAACCCAGGACUGGGACCUCGAGGCUACUUAUUUCCUCUCUUACUGGGAGCCGACCGACUAUGCGGGAGCCAGUAACUGCACUCUCAACUACUGCGCCAACGGCUGUGGCGACUGCAAGAAGGAGUACAUCUGCUACGAUGAAGUGAUCGACUCUGUAUCUUGUCCCCCCCAAGGCGUCUGCAACCGAGAGUUUUAUGCCGAGAUCGAGCACUUUCUCCCAAUUGAGUACUACGCAGAAGCGGCCACCAACUAUACCCUUUUCCAACAAUCUCAGACACCCCGAAUGAAGGCACCUUACAACCAACAGAUGGUCAUCCAACACCGGACCCUCAAGGGUGAUGAUACAUACAUGUCCCCUGUCAACACGUAUAAUCUUGACCCCAAACUCAGUGGUGUUUUCGCUAUCAUCGAAAUUGAUUGGAUCCAAGAGUACGACAAUUUUACCACCCUUUGGCAGAAUCAGGAGCUGGCUUUUGAAUUCCUCCCUCAGUUCGGUGAAACCUACAAUGUUCGGCCCCACUGGAACAAGAUGAGCCCUGCAAAUGCUACCUACACACAAGAAAAAUUCCCCAAACUACCCGAAUUCUUGGCUAUUCAGCAACGCCAGGAUCCUAAGUGCCAGUUUGUCAAUGAGUUUCUGGUAUCGCAGCUUGGCAUUGCCCGCUGUGCACGCUACCUCUCGUAA
Molecule: messenger RNA, 1440 nt
Organism: Talaromyces rugulosus
Lineage: Eukaryota; Fungi; Ascomycota; Eurotiomycetes; Eurotiales; Trichocomaceae
Exons: 1
Coding region: 1-1440 (479 amino acids)
Cellular component (GO): membrane
Molecular function (GO): D-arabinono-1,4-lactone oxidase activity; FAD binding
Source: RefSeq, a predicted model, not a curated record